This is a messenger RNA of Lathyrus oleraceus (garden pea), 756 nucleotides long. Its product is annotated as 40S ribosomal protein S15a-1. The transcript is spliced from 4 exons. NCBI's taxonomy places the organism in Eukaryota, Viridiplantae, Streptophyta, Magnoliopsida, Fabales, Fabaceae. The record is from RefSeq and is a predicted model, not a curated record. Gene Ontology annotation, cellular component: ribosome. Gene Ontology annotation, molecular function: structural constituent of ribosome. Bases 168 to 560 code for a protein of 130 amino acids. Gene Ontology annotation, biological process: translation.
ACCGGUCCAUUAAGAAAGGCCCAAAAUUGGAAAAUCAUCAGAACCCUAAAUUUGUCUCAACUUCAUUUAUAAAUUGAGCCGCCAUUUUCAUUUUAACUCUUUACGAUUUCUGAGUGUGAAUCGACGGCGACGGUGUUUCAGCCACCCUUCUCUUCUUUGUCGUAACCAUGGUGAGAGUCAGUGUGUUGAACGAUGCUCUUAAGAGUAUGUACAAUGCUGAGAAAAGAGGAAAGCGCCAAGUCAUGAUAAGGCCAUCAUCCAAAGUUAUCAUCAAGUUCCUUAUUGUUAUGCAGAAGCAUGGAUAUAUUGGAGAAUUUGAGUAUGUUGAUGAUCACCGAGCUGGAAAGAUUGUUGUUGAAUUGAAUGGUAGGUUGAACAAAUGUGGGGUUAUUAGUCCUCGUUUUGAUGUUGGUGUCAAGGAGAUUGAAGGUUGGACUGCUAGACUUCUCCCUUCUAGACAGUUUGGUUACAUUGUUUUAACCACUUCUGCUGGCAUUAUGGAUCACGAAGAGGCUAGGAGGAAGAAUGUUGGUGGUAAGGUCCUUGGUUUCUUCUACUGAGAAUUUUUGUGAUUUCAACUUGAUGUAAUGGAGGAUCCUAGUUCCCUAGUAAUUGAAGGAGCUGUUUUUGUGAUGUGAUUUAAUUUAAUUUUGUGAAACCUAGUUCAGUAUAAUUUAUCUGAUUUCUUCUAUAAAUUUUUGAUUGUACCGGAAUGAAUGGCAUACUUGUUUUGAAUGGUAUAGAAUUUUAUUAUAA